Poecilia reticulata (guppy) is the source of this 1306-nucleotide messenger RNA. The record is from RefSeq and is a predicted model, not a curated record. NCBI's taxonomy places the organism in Eukaryota, Metazoa, Chordata, Actinopteri, Cyprinodontiformes, Poeciliidae.
UUACCACACUUUGAGACCUUAAAUGUAGAAUUUGACAACAUUGUGGACACUGACUACCUCGGCUGAAGCCGUGUGUUUUGAGGACAAAGUAAAGGUACAAAGGGUUAAACGCUGAGCUUUCGCAGCUCCGGUCGGGCUCCGCGGGCAGCGCUGGCUGCCUCCGAUAUUCCGGCUCGCUGUGGAUUCUGGGAGUCGGUGGGGGACACUGCCCAGGCUGGUUACCGGGAGAACUGGGAGCGGAUUUGUUUUUACCCCGCUACCUUGCUUUAGCCCAACGCCGGUGGCACUCGGAGCGCCAUGUCAAGCAGAGGAGGAAAGAAAAAGACGACCAAGACGUCCCGGUCCACCAAGGCCGGCGUCAUCUUCCCUGUGGGGCGCAUGCUGCGCUACAUCAAGAGGGGGCUGCCGAAAUAUCGCAUCGGUGUGGGAGCGCCGGUCUACCUGGCCGCCGUCCUCGAGUACCUGACCGCUGAAAUCUUGGAGCUGGCUGGCAAUGCAGCGAGAGACAACAAAAAGGGCCGAGUGACGCCGCGGCACAUCCUGCUGGCCAUCGCCAACGACGAGGAGCUCAACCAGCUGCUGAAAGGCGUGACCAUCGCAGCAGGUGGAGUUUUGCCCAACAUCCACCCGGAGCUGCUGGCUAAGAAGCGAGGCGCCAAGGGGAAGCUGGAGACGCCGGUGUCGCCGGCGCCGGAGAAGAAACCCAAGACAGUGAAGAAGACUGCAGCGAAGAAACUGGGUGGGAAAAAGGCUGGAGGGAAAACCAAGAGAGGAGAGGUGAGCAAGUCGGCGUCGGCAGACAGCACGACGGAGGGAUCUCUGGCCGACAGCUUCACCGUGCUCUCCACCAAGAGUCUCUUCCUGGGUCAAAAGUUGCAAGUUGUCCAAGCCGACAUUUCCGCGGUGGAGAGCGACGCAGUCGUUCACCCGACCAACUCGACCCUGUAUUCAGGUGGUGAAGUAGGCUCCGCUCUGGAGAAGAAAGGAGGGAAGGAUUUCACCGAGGCGCUGCAGGAGCUGAAGAAGAAGAACGGCCCCCUGGAGGUGGCUGGAGGUCAGUGCAGCGCCCAGACUUUACGGUUUAUCAAACCGCGUUUCUGUGUUCGAGUAACCGGAUCCGUUUCUGCGUUGUGAUGGUUGUCAAGUGACACAGUUUAUCUUUCGGAUGAUUCUCGGUUUAUUUCUGACCAGAAUACAGACAAACAACCGUGGUAAAGGCUCCAAGUCCKACACCAAACAAAAGAAUAAAACUAAAUUAACUUAACAGAUCUGUAAAUAAACUGAAUGUAUUUAGAUUAGAUGGAAG